AUGCCGCCUCGCCGCCGGGGAGCUUCCAUCUACCGCGGCGUCCGCGUGUGUCCGUCCGGCACCUACUUCGCCGAGAUUCGGUUGGGCGGCGGCAUGCGCCUCCGCCUCGGAACCUUCGACACCGCUCAGGAGGGCGCCCGCGCGUACGACGCUGCGGCGUGGCGCCUCCGGCGGUCCCGUCAGGACAUGAACUUCGCCGACGUGGCGACGCGGGAGCGGGCACAGGAGUUGGCGCCUUUCCCGCGGCUUGUCACCGACGAGGAUCGUCGCAAGAACCGGAGGCGGGAGCGCCAUCUCAGCCUGGCCGAGAUGGACGAGGAAGCCAUGGCGCUGUGGAGCCAUCGCUUCCCGCAAGACAUCAUCAAUGAGGAACUCGCGCCGCGCGUUGCGCGGCUGCUGGAGAUGCUCUAA
Messenger RNA from Aegilops tauschii subsp. strangulata, 411 nucleotides. RefSeq names its product ethylene-responsive transcription factor ERF071-like. NCBI's taxonomy places the organism in Eukaryota, Viridiplantae, Streptophyta, Magnoliopsida, Poales, Poaceae. Gene Ontology annotation, molecular function: DNA-binding transcription factor activity; DNA binding. Gene Ontology annotation, biological process: regulation of DNA-templated transcription. The record is from RefSeq and is a predicted model, not a curated record.